AUGAAAGAGUGCCCCCAUAAUACUUCUGUUCGUGGUGCUCCACCACCAAAGAAGUUUACUAAGCCUCCAGUUGCUGGUCAUGGUCGUCUGACCCAUGUUACUGCUGAAGAAGCUGAAGCAGAUCCAAGCGUCAUAAUGGGGAAACUCCCAAAAUCCAGGGGGGUUUUCAGAAAAUCCCCCUUCUUCUUCCUCUCUCCUACUGGAAGCAGCUCGGUGGAGCUCCCGUGGCCGCCCGAUGGCGCCGGCCGCCGGGAUUGCUUCCGCCGCCCCCUGGCCGCCUAUAAAACGUCGCCGCCGCCGGAGAAAACCCUAGCACGCCCCAGUUCUUCCCCCUCCUCUUCUCGAGCCGCGCGGCCAAACCUCGCCCGGCCAACCUCGCCGUCGCCGCCGCUCCGAGCUUCCCCGCGCCAAGCCGACGCCGCCAGGAGGUCCGCCGCGACGCCCUCUACCUCCUCCGCCCAGCAGCGCCGGCCGACGGGGCCGGAAUCGGCCGAAUCGGGCCCCGCCCGUGCCGCAGGUCCCCGCCGUUCGCCGGUGUUCCCGGCCUCCCCGGCUCCGGCGACACCGCCGAAGCUCCACGGUGAGCUGGGCUUCCUCCCGGUCCCCUCCGCCUCCUCUAUUUCCCCACUGGAACGCCGUCGCGUCGCGAGCCCGCACCCGGCCGCCGCGCUGCUCAACGCCGGCGUCGCUCCGGCGACAAUUGGCGGGCGGCGCCACCGCCAAACGGUCGCCCGCAUCGAGCUGCGUCGGAUGACCCCAAGCGCGCGCUCGAUUGCGGCCCGAGCUGGCCGAUUGCUGCUCGACCUGAGAGCUCAAGGUCGUGCUGACGUCAGCAUGAUGUCAGCAUGA
Molecule: messenger RNA, 849 nt
Organism: Lolium perenne
Lineage: Eukaryota; Viridiplantae; Streptophyta; Magnoliopsida; Poales; Poaceae
Source: RefSeq, a predicted model, not a curated record